AUGCCGCGACCCAAAACCGACCAGGAGAUCCAGCAGGGCUGGGGUGACUUGCAAUGGAGAUUCAUGAACUGGUACGAAGCCAGUAGGAAUGACAUCCUUCGAUGCUCUGAGCCGGGCGCUGAUUGGAACGCACUCAGCCAGUUGGUCGCCAAGGCUUUCCCCGAUAAAGAGCAUCAAAAGGCUUUCCGUGUCUGGUCCGACGAGUGGUGGGGCCGUGACUUUGUGAGGAUGACAUCUAGGAUAAAACCUGAGGAAUUUAUUGAUCAAGUUAUGGCGACUAAUUUCCUGGAUGCCCAAUCGACCAGCGACCUUCUGAAGACCAUCGCCUUAUACAAUACGCCUUGGGUCCCUAUUGGUCGGUCUCAGUACGGGGAUGUUGAAACCUUUUACGCGUUCAGGCCCCAGGUUGACUAUCUUGAACCCGAUCACGUGGAGCCUAGUUCAGAGGUCCUUGGCAACUACAGUCUCACCAUGAAGCUUAAGUCUAAGACUCGUGCUGCGUCCGGUCUCACGCCUGCUUCAACCUCGAGCAGCGUGUUCAAUCCCAGCACCAGGUCAAUUUCUGCUGGCGAAUACGCCUUUUCACGCCCACGCUCUUCUACCGCUUCUACUAUGUCCCUCGGCAAAGAGAAUCUCGAAAAGGCUCCUGAUAAAGAUGAGUAUCUUGUAUUCGCUCAGAUCGGAACUCUCCACGUUUAUGGUGGAGUAUGCAAAGACGCAGGUCCGAAGAACAUUCACAUCAUCAACCAAGGCCCCUGGUGGUCAAACGGAUUUGCCGUUGUUGUUGAGCUCGAUAAGAAAGGCGGACUUGGAGCAGUCUACGUCGUUUAUAACGAUUCUCUUUUGGAGGGCAAGGAAGAGGAAGAGGGAGAGGAAGAGGAGUAUGCGGAGUAUGCCGGUCCAAGUGAAGAGGAGAUCACGGACACGGAAGGAAUAGCCGCAAACCAUGAGCCUGGAAAGCUUCACCCUGAGUGCAACCAGAAGUUCAAGGUGGCCAAGAUUGCGGAUUCAAUGAAGCGCCUUGGCGAUCUUCAAACCAAGUUCAUCUUCGAGGAAAUCUCCAAGGAUAAACACCCAAUCCAUUCCACAAAGAUCGUGACGGACAAGGUGCUUGGGCAGUUCAUCCUUCAUGCCAAAGCUCCAACGCAAUCCUAG
Messenger RNA from Fusarium subglutinans, 1155 nucleotides. RefSeq lists its product as uncharacterized. Lineage: Eukaryota; Fungi; Ascomycota; Sordariomycetes; Hypocreales; Nectriaceae. The record is from RefSeq and is a predicted model, not a curated record. The transcript has a single exon. Bases 1 to 1155 code for a protein of 384 amino acids.